ACAUACGCUCACAUACGUACCGUUAAUUAGUACAGCCACAUCGUCGCCGUCGGCCGGAGUAAUUAAACUCUUUUAGGACUGGGAACUACCGUCGGCCCAAUUCGCUACGGAACACCGUCUCUUCUCAUAAGUAAUCGCGCGGUAUAUGUAUUGUCCCGCAGUGUACUGUAGUCCACCACUAAUCGACGUCUAAACGUACUACUGGUACUUACCUAGACUGGUCCAGGAUGCAGUGUCAUUCAGGGCACACUACUAAGUACUAGCGCGCUGCUUGACAUCUCCGUCACCGUACGCGUGGUCCGACAUCCAACUCGGACGCCUUCCGCUGUCAUCGCAAGUACUAGUGCACCGCGUCGAUCGCGCGUGCUGCAUGGCUAAAUGGCUCCCCCCGACCCUCCUCCUCCAUCCGAGGACGCAGGCAAAGGUUACUCCAAGCGCACUGCACGACACCACCAUGCGCGCACAUCAAAUAAGUACGACUCAUCAAUCGCUGAGGGCGCUGUUGGGCUCUGAUGGCAAAUGCCAGUUUGUUCGACAGCUGUACGACAGCGGGUCAAAGGCUCGCUCGCCUGGGCCAUGCGCAGCACUGCAGCCUGCAUGCCUGGGACGUCGCCACCAUGGGCUGGCUGGCGCACGUAGAAGGCGCUGGGAAUGAGGAUAAAAAGGGCCCCCUUC
Molecule: messenger RNA, 675 nt
Organism: Rhodofomes roseus
Lineage: Eukaryota; Fungi; Basidiomycota; Agaricomycetes; Polyporales; Fomitopsidaceae
Exons: 3
Coding region: 371-655 (94 amino acids)
Source: RefSeq, a predicted model, not a curated record